UAUAUAUAUAGCAUACAGUUAGUAUACAUAAUGAAAACUACAAUGAAGCUACACGUUUUAGCAAUGGUUCUAGUAUGUGUGUAUGGCUUAAGUAUUCAAAAGAUGAAUCAAAUCCUUAAAGAUGAGAAUGCGAUUGUAAAGAAUCAGGAAAGAGAAGACAUAAACUCCAUUAAUAUGAAAUACGGAAUUUUGUCAGAUAUGAAGUUCAAAAGUGGUGCUAAAAGAAAAAAACGUGAGUUACCACCAUUAUGGAAAAAUACCGAUGGACAACCAAGAGUCCCUUAUGUUUUAGACAUGUCAAAGGGCCAAGACUAUAGUAAUGUCAUCAUACAAUCUAUUAACAUGUUAAACGCUCACAUGAAAAAUUACUCAUGUGUCAACAAUCCUCCAGUUUGGGUACCAUGGACUUAUGAAUUAGAUUAUGUUACUUUUACAACUGCACCUAAUGGAUGUUGGAGCUAUGUUGGUAGAGUUGGAGGAAGCCAACAAUUAAACAUUGGUGAUGGAUGUCAAUAUACAGGUAUUGUAUUGCACGAAAUGCUUCAUGCUAUGGGUUUUGUACAUGAACAAAGUCGAUGUGACCGUGAUACAGCAGUUACGAUUGUAUAUGAAAACAUACUAACAGGUUGGUCAAAUCAGUUUGAUAUUGAUACUAGUAUAUCAACAUUUACUUCAAAGUAUGAUAUAAUGUCAAUCAUGCAGUAUCACUUGUGGUCAUUUAGUAAGUAUGGGAACUAUUACAUAGAGGAAACAAAAACUAUUAGAGUGAAUAAGCAGUUUUUAAACUUGACUAAAGACCAAGAUAGAAGUAUAGGUACUAGAGAUGAUUUAAGCGAUACAGACAAGCUUGAUCUAUUGAUCAUGUAUGGAUGCACAGUUGCUAAAUGUACAGCAUCUUGUGAUGGUGUUUUAAAAUGUUCAGAUGUAUCAACAACAAGUUUGCCUAUAAAUCAAUCGACAACAGCUUCAAAAUUAACAACUACCCAAUCAUCAUUACCAUCCUUACAACCAGAAACUACUACUCAACCUACAACAACAUCAAAGCCAACAACUACUACUCAACCUAAGGUAGCAACUUCAAAGCCAACAACUACUACUCGACCUACAACAUCAACUUCAAAACUAACAACUUCUAAACAACCUACAACAUCAACAUUAAAGCCAACAACCACGCAAACUACAAAAAAAACUUCACAGCCAACAACUACUACUCCACGUAAAACAACAACUUCUAAGCAAACAACCACUACCAAACCAACAACAACAACUUCAAAGCCAACAACUACAACUCAACCUACAACAACAACUUCAGAGCCAACAACUACUAUUCAACCUACAACAACAACUUCAAAGCCAACAACUACUAUUCAACCUACAACAACAACUUCAAAGCCAACAACUACUAAUCAACCUACAACAACAACUUCAAAGCCAACCACUACAACUCAACCUACAACAACAACUUCAAAGCCUACAACUCAACCUACAACAACAACUUCGAAACCAACAACAACUAUUCAACCUACAACAACAUCUUCAAAGCCAACAACUACAACUCAACCUACAACAACAACUUCAAAGCCAACAACUCAACCUACAACAACAACUUCGAAACCAACAACAACUAUUCAACCUACAACAACAACUUCAAAGCCAACAACUACUAUUCAACCUGCAACAACAACUUCAAAGCCAACAACUACAACUCAACCUACAACAACAACUUCAAAGCCAACAACUACAACUCAACCUACAGCAACCACUUUAAAACCUACAACAACUACAACUCAACCUACAACAACAACUUCAAAGCCAACAACUAUAACUCAACCUGCAACAACAACUUCAAAACUAACUACUACUGCUCAACCUACAACAACAACUUCAAAGCCAACAACUAUAACUCAACCUGCAACAACAACUUCAAAACUAACUACUACUGCUCAACCUACAACAACAACUUCAAAGCCAACAACUACAACUCAACCUACAACAACAACUUCAAAGCCAACAACUACAACUCAACCUACAACAACAACUUCAAAGCCAACAACUCAACCUACAACAACAACUUCGAAACCAACAACAACUAUUCAACCUACAACAACAACUUCAAAGCCAACAACUACUAUUCAACCUGCAACAACAACUUCAAAGCCAACAACUACAACUCAACCUACAACAACAACUUCAAAGCCAACAAGUACAACUCAACCUACAGCAACCACUUUAAAACCUACAACAACUACAACUCAACCUACAACAACAACUUCAAAGCCAACAACUAUAACUCAACCUGCAACAACAACUUCAAAACUAACUACUACUGCUCAACCUACAACAACAACUUCAAAGCCAACAACUAUAACUCAACCUGCAACAACAACUUCAAAACUAACUACUACUGCUCAACCUACAACAACAACUUCAAAGCCAACAACUACAGCUCAACCUACAACAACAACUUCAAAGCCAACAACUACUACUCAACCUACAACAACAACUUUAAAGCCAACAACUACAAGUCAACGUACAGCAACCACUUCAAAACCUACAACAACUACAACUCAACCUACAACAACAACUUCAAAGCCAACAACUACUAUUCAACCUACAACAACAACUUUAAAGCCAACAACUACAACUCAACCUACAACAACAACUUCAAAACCAACUACUACUACUCAACCUACAACAGCAACUUCAAAGCCAACAACUACAACUCAACCUACAACAACAACUUCAAAGCCAAUAACUACUACUCAACCUACAACAACAACUUCAAAACCAACUACUACUACUCAACCUACAACAACAACUUUAAAGCCAACAACUACAACUCAACCUACAACAACAACUUCAAAACCAACUACUACUACUCAACCUACGACAACAACUUCAAAGCCAACAACUACAACUCAACCUACGACAACAACUUCAAAGCCAACAACUACAACUCAACCUACAACAACAACUUUAAAGCCAACAACUACUACUCAACCUACAACAACAACUUUAACGCCAACAACUACAAGUCAACCUACAGUAACCACUUCAAAACCUACGACAACUACUACUCAACCUACAACAACAACUUCAAAGCCAACAACUACAGUUCAACCUACAACAACAACUUCAAAACCAACUACUACUACUCAACCUACAACAACAACUUUAAAGCCAACAACUACUAUUCAACCGGCAACAACAACUUCAAAGCCAACAACUACAGUUCAACCUACAACAAUAACUUCAAAACCAACUACUAUUACUCAACCUACAACAACAACUUCAAAGCCAACCACUACAACUCAACCUACAACAACAACUUCAAAGCCUACAACUCAACCUACAACAACAACUUCGAAACCAACAACUACUAUUCAACCUACAACAACAACUUCAAAGCCAACAACUACUAUUCAACCUGCAACAACAACUUCAAAGCCAACAACUACAACUCAACCUACAACAACAACUUCAAAGCCAAUAACUACAGUUCAACCUACAACAACAACUUCAAAACCAACUACUACUACUCAACCUACAACAACAACUUCAAAGCCAACAACUACAACUCAACCUACAACAACAACUUCAAAGCCAACAACUACAACUCAACCUACAGCAACUACUUUAAAACCUACAACAACUACAACUCAACCUACAACAACAACUUCAAAGCCAACAACUACAGUUCAACCUACAACAACAACUUCAAAGCCAACAACUAUAACUCAACCUGCAACAACAACUUCAAAACUAACUACUACUGCUCAACCUACAACAACAACUUCAAAGCCAACAACUACAACUCAACCUACAACAACAACUUUAAAGCCAACAACUACUACUCAACCUACAACAACAACUUUAAAGCCAACAACUACAAGUCAACCUAUAGCAACCACUUCAAAACCUACAACAACUACAACUCAACCUACAACAACAACUUCAAAGCCAACAACUACUAUUCAACCUACAACAACAACUUUAAAGCCAACAACUACAACUCAACCUACAACAACAACUUCAAAACCAACUACUACUACUCAACCUACAACAACAACUUCAAAGCCAACCACUACAACUCAACCUACGACAACAACUUCAAAGCCAACAACUACAACUCAACCUACAACAACAACUUUAAAGUCAACAACUACUACUCAACCUACAACAACAACUUUAAAGCCAACAACUACAAGUCAACCUACAGCAACCACUUCAAAACCUACGACAACUACUACUCAACCUACAACAACAACUUCAAAGCCAACAACUACAGUUCAACCUACAACAACAACUUCAAAACCAACUACUACUACUCAACCUACAACAACAACUUCAAAGCCAACAACUACAACUCAACCUACAACAACAACUUCAAAGCCAACAACUACAACUCAACCUACAGCAACCACUUCACAACCUACAACAACUACAACUCAACCUACAACAACUUUAAAGCCAACAACUACAAAUCAACCAACAACAACAACUUCAAAACCAACUACUUCUACUCAACCUACAACAACAACUUCAAAACCAACAACUACAACUCAACCUACAACAACAACUUCAAAACCAACAACUACAACUCAACCUACAACAACAACUUCAAAGCCAGCAACUACAACUCAACCUUCAACAACAACUUCAAAGCCAACAACUACUAUUCAACCUACAACAACAACUUCAAAGCCAAUAACUACUACUCAACCUACAACAACAACUUCAAAACCAACUACUACUACUCAACCUACAACAACAACUUCAAAGCCAACCACUACAACUCAACCUACGACAACAACUUCAAAACCUACAACAACUACAACUCAACCUACAACAACAACUUUAAAGCCAACAACUACAACUCAACCUACAGCAACCACUUCAAAACCUACAACAACUACAACUCAACCUACGACAACAACUUCAAAGCCAACAACUACAGUUCAACCUACAACAAUAACUUCAAAACCAACUACUACUACUCAACCUACAACAACAACUUCAAAGCCAACCACUACAACUCAACCUACAACAACAACUUCAAAGCCUACAACUCAACCUACAACAACAACUUCGAAACCAACAACUACUAUUCAACCUACAACAACAACUUCAAAGCCAACAACUACUAUUCAACCUGCAACAACAACUUCAAAGCCAACAACUACAACUCAACCUACAACAACCACUUCAAAACCUACGACAACUACAACUCAACCUACAGCAACCACUUCAAAACCAACUACUUCUACUCAACCUACAACAACAACUUCAAAACCAACAACUACAACUCAACCUACAACAACAACAAAGCCAACAACUGCAACUCAAUCUACAACAACAACUUUAAAGCCAACAACUACUACUCAACCUACAACAACAACUUUAAAGCCAACUACUUUUACUCAACCUACAACAACAACUUCAAAGCCAACAACUACAACUCAACCUACAACAACAGCUUCAAAGCCAACAACAACAACUCAACCUACAACAACAACUUCAAAACCAACAACUACAACCCAACCUACAACAACAACUUCAAAACCAACAACUACAACUCAACCUAUAACAACAACAAAGCCAACAACUACAGUUCAACCUACAACAUCAACUUCAAAACCAACAACUAUAUCUCAACCUACAACAACAACUUCAAAGCAAGCUACCACUACUCAACCUACAACAACAACUUCAAAGCCAACAACUGCAACUCAACCUACAACAACAACUUUAAAACCAACUACCACUACUCAACCUGCAACAACAACUUCAAAGCCAACAACUACGUCUCAACCUACAACAUUAACUUCAAAACCAACUUCUACUACUCAACCUACAACAACAACUUUGAAGCCAACAACUACAACUCAACCUACAACAACAACUUCAAAGCUAACAACUACAACUCAACCUACAACAACAACUUCAAAACCAACUACUACUACUCAACCUACAACAACAACUUCAAAACCAAUAACUACAACUCAGCUUACAACAACGACUUUAAAGCCAUUAACUACAACUCAACCUACAGCAAUCACUUCAAAACCUACAACAACUACAACUCAAUCUACAACAACUUCAAAGCCAACAACUACAACUCAACCUACAACAACAACUUUUAAGCCAACAACUACAACUCAACCUACAACAACAACCUCAAAGCCAACAACAAAAACUCAACUUACAACACCAACUUCAAAGCCAACAACUACAACUCAGGCUGCAAUAAUAAUUUCAAAGCCAACUUUUAUUAUUCAACCUUCAACAUCAACAAAGCCAACAACUACUACUCAACCUGCAACAACAACUUCAAAGCUUUAACUAACUACUUAAAACUACUUCACAACUUACAACAACUACACCUACAACAAUGUUUUGGAAACUUACUACUUCUUAACCUUCAACAGUAACUUCGAAGUCUACAUCUACAAGGCAAUCUCUAUUAUUUCUUUUAUAAUCAACUUCUACUACUUAUCCUACUCCGGUAACUACGAUAUUUACAACAACUACUUAACCACUUAACCUAUAAUGUCAACAUAGAAAUCAACUCCCACUCAAACACAACGCCAUCAUUUUAGCUAACUUCUUAACGUUUAACGCCAGUCAACUUGAAGCCGGCAUCAUUUUUAAGUUUAGCGACAUGGUUUCAAGGAAGAUUAUUUUUUUUGUCAAUAAUUAACCAAAUCCGUAUUUAAAUUAGUUUGUUAGAAGAAUGAACUGAAUAUUUGUUAACUUUAGAAUAUUUUUAAUGUUCGCUUUUUUAUUUUAUGUGUGUUUAAUUUCUUAUCUAUGGUUUUUGUUAAUCUGAUCUAUGUUUGCGAACUAGAGGAAUUAUUUUUAAUGUAUUUAAAUUUGUAUAAUUAUCUUUUUUAUUUUAUAGUUUUA
Molecule: messenger RNA, 6906 nt
Organism: Hydra vulgaris (swiftwater hydra)
Lineage: Eukaryota; Metazoa; Cnidaria; Hydrozoa; Anthoathecata; Hydridae
Product: mucin-2
Biological process (GO): proteolysis
Molecular function (GO): zinc ion binding; metalloendopeptidase activity
Source: RefSeq, a predicted model, not a curated record